Messenger RNA from Esox lucius (northern pike), 1974 nucleotides. Its product is annotated as keratin, type II cytoskeletal 8-like. The coding region runs from base 16 to 1365 and encodes 449 amino acids. NCBI's taxonomy places the organism in Eukaryota, Metazoa, Chordata, Actinopteri, Esociformes, Esocidae. Gene Ontology annotation, molecular function: structural constituent of skin epidermis. The transcript is spliced from 8 exons. The record is from RefSeq and is a predicted model, not a curated record. Gene Ontology annotation, biological process: keratinization; intermediate filament organization. Gene Ontology annotation, cellular component: keratin filament.
CCUGAAUUUGCAGCCAUGAGCACAAGAAGCAGCACCACCAACGUUCGCAGGAGCUUCACUAGCCAGUCCAUGGCUGCAUCCGGAUCCUCCCAGAUGUCUGUCCGCCGUCCUGGCAGCGGAUUUAGUGGUGGCAUGGGUGGAGGCAGCGGCUUCAGCUACGCCAGAAGCAGCAGCAGCGCCGGUGGCUACGGUGGGGGUCUCGGCUCUAGCUACGGGGGUGGUUACAGCUCUGGUAUGGGUGGUGGUAUGGGUGGGGGAUUCCAAAAUGCCCACAUCACAGCUGUCACGACCAACCAGAGUCUGCUGGCUCCCCUGAACCUGGAGAUCGACCCCAACAUCCAGGUGGUCCGCACCCACGAGAAGGAGCAGAUCAAGACCCUCAACAACCGCUUCGCCUCCUUCAUCGAUAAGGUGUGCUUCCUGGAGCAGCAGAACAAGAUGCUGGAGACCAAGUGGAGCCUCCUGCAGGAUCAGACCACCACCCGCUCCAACAUCGACGCCAUGUUCGAGGCCUACAUCUCCAACCUGCGCAGACAGCUUGACGGCCUGGGCAAUGAGAAGAUGAAGCUGGAGGGAGAGCUGAAGAACAACGAGGGUCUGGUUGAGGACUUCAAGAACAAGUAUGAAGAUGAAAUUAACAAACGUGCCUCAGUAGAGAACGAGUUUGUCCUGCUGAAGAAGGAUGUUGAUAGUGCAUACAUGAACAAGGUGGAGCUGGAGGCCAAAGUUGAUGCUCUUCAGGAUGAGAUCAACUUCCUCAGGGCCGUCUAUGAAGCGGAACUGCGUGAGCUGCAGGGCCAGAUCAAAGACACCUCUGUCGUGGUGGAGAUGGACAACAGCCGUAACCUGGACAUGGACUCCAUCGUGGCUGAAGUUCGUGCCCAGUAUGAAGACAUCGCCAACCGCAGCAGAGCUGAGGCCGAGACCUGGUACAAGCAGAAGUAUGAGGAGAUGCAGAGCUCUGCUGGGCAGUAUAGUGAAGACCUCCGCUCAACCAAGACUGAGAUUGCAGAGCUGAACCGCAUGAUCUCUCGUCUCCAGAAUGAGAUAGAGGCCGUCAAGGGACAGCGUUCCAAUCUAGAAGCUCAGAUCGCCGAGGCAGAGGAGCGUGGUGAACUGGCGGUGAAGGACGCCAAGCUCCGUAUCAAAGACCUAGAGGAUGCCCUCCAGAGAGCCAAGCAGGACAUGGCCCGCCAAGUCCGUGAGUACCAGGAGCUGAUGAACGUCAAACUGGCCCUGGACAUUGAGAUCGCCACCUACAGGAAGCUUCUGGAAGGAGAGGAGAGCAGAAUUUCCUCUGGUGGUUCAGGAACAACAAUCCAUGUGCAGCAGAGCUCUGGGGCCAGUAAGUACCAUUCUGAUUAAACUCUCUAAUUGUUUCAUCAUGUUAGACAUGAGCCUGCUUUAUCCACUGCCGGCUCAAUGCCUGCUUGUGCAGAUGAAUGAACAGAGCACUGGAAGUGGACUGAGUUUCCUCUAGCUGUGCAGUAUUUUAAAUUCCCAUCCGCUCCCUGUAUCCAGACUUCUCUACCUCAAGCUCCGGCGGAUUUGGCUAUGGCAGCGGGCGAAGCAGCAGCAGCAGCAGUGGCAGCGGCAGCGUCUAUGGAUUUAGAAGUGGUGCCACCACCAGCAAGUCUGUGACCACCUCCAGGACACAUUACUGAGUACAACUCUCCACCCAAAUUAGAAAUGAAUUAUUCUGCCCUGUUAGUGAUUUUAAUUGAAAACAAUUAUUACUGUGUUAUUCCUGGCUGUCAAGCUUUUCUCCCCUCACUUGUACAUCUCCACAUUGCUGCCCAGUUUCCCAGAAUGCACCAGUGAUGGGUCCUUUUUCUAUAUUUUUCUAUGGCUCACAUUUCUAUCUUUCGGCACUGAUACUUUGGAAACAGGGACCAGUGUUUGUUGUUAAGUGUUCUCAAUUAUCUAUAGAAUUCUAAAAAGUGAAUGAAAUAAAGCUAAUCUUGUGAAUCACUA